GCAUGAAGGCAUUUCUACUUAAGCAUUCUGCCAUGUGCCAUGUUCAAAGGCCAUGCAUUAGAGAGGGAAUCCUAUCCUGGUUUUUCCUUUCCCCAAACAUCUACCCCAAUUCUACUCUAAGAUUUGUAAGCUCAUAGUCAUCUAUCUUUAACUCUCUUGGACCCAGUAGAAAAUGUUAGUAAAUGGUAACCAUUUCCUCUUCUUCCUCACUUAAACCUAAGUGAUCACCAAGUCUAGUUACUUAUUUGUUUGAAAUUUUGCUUCCUCAUUUUACUCCAUUCGUAAGUAUACCACCUUCUGUCUUCUCACCUCCAAUUCAUACUGAAAUCUGUCUUUCUCAGCCUGCCAGACCAGUCUUGCUAAUUUUUCUUUAUUUGUAAAAUGGAAAUAAUAAUACCUAUCUCACAGGGCUGUUGUGAGAAUUAGACAAAAUGUAACAUAAAGCAUUUAUCAUAUUGCCUAACACAAAAUAAGUAUUCAACCAGUGGUAGCAUCAUAUACUUCUUACCUCUUUCUAAAUUUGGAUUACCUUUUUUGCUAUCUUUGUGUCCAAACCAUAGAAGCAGCAAAGUGUAUACCCAAAAGUAUGGGAUAUAGAGCCCUCUGGAGCCUUGGUUUGAGUCUCCAGACUUCUGCUUACUAGAUGUAAGACCUCAGGUGAAACACAUCCACAGUAAUGGCUACGGCCUUACCCAGGACCCUCGGGGAGUUGCAGCUAUAUAGAAUAUUACAAAAAGCCAAUCUGCUUUCUUACUUUGAUGCUUUCAUUCAACAAGGUGGUGAUGAUGUCCAGCAACUCUGUGAAGCUGGAGAAGAGGAAUUUUUGGAAAUCAUGGCACUCGUGGGCAUGGCUAGCAAGCCCCUUCAUGUUAGAAGGCUACAGAAGGCUUUGAGAGACUGGGUUACAAACCCAGGCCUUUUCAAUCAGCCUCUGACUUCCCUUCCUGUCAGUAGCAUACCCAUCUAUAAAUUACCAGAAGGAUCACCAACUUGGCUGGGAAUAUCCUGUAGUAGUUAUGAAAGGAAUAGCAGUGCCCGGGAACCUCAUUUAAAAAUCCCAAAAUGUGCUGCCACCACCUGUGUGCAGAGCUUGGGACAGGGGAAAUCGGAUGUGGCGGGGAGCUUAGCGCUGCAGAGUGUGAGUGAGUCCAGACUCUGGCAGGGCCACCAUGCUACUGAGAGCGAGCACAGCCUCUCCCCGGCAGACCUUGGUUCCCCAGCUUCCCCCAAGGAAAGCAGUGAGGUGCUGGAUGCUGCUGCUGCACUCUCUGUGGCCGAAUGUGUGGAGCGGAUGGCCCCCACGCUGCCAAAAAGUGACUUGAAUGAAGUGAAAGAGCUGCUAAAAACCAAUAAGAAGUUGGCCAAAAUGAUUGGUCACAUCUUUGAGAUGAGUGAUGAUGAUCCACACAAAGAAGAGGAAAUUCGAAAAUACAGUGCAAUAUAUGGCAGAUUCGACUCAAAGAGAAAGGAUGGGAAACAUCUCACACUUCAUGAGCUCACUGUUAAUGAAGCGGCUGCCCAGCUCUGUGUGAAGGAUAAUGCCCUGCUGACGAGAAGAGAUGAACUUUUUGCCCUGGCCAGGCAGAUUUCUCGAGAAGUCACCUAUAAAUAUACUUACAGAACCACUAAGUCAAAAUGUGGAGAAAGAGAUGAAUUAUCCCCGAAGAGAAUUAAAGUAGAGGAUGGGUUUCCAGAUUUCCAAGAUUCUGUUCAGACUCUCUUCCAGCAAGCUAAAGCUAAGGGUGAAGAAUUUGCAGCUCUGAGUUCACAGCAGCCCGAAAAGGUGAUGGCAAAGCAGAUGGAGUUCCUUUGCGCCCAGGCUGGCUAUGAGAGACUGCAGCAUGCUGAAAGAAGACUGUCUGCAGGACUUUACAGGCAAAGCUCAGAGGAGCACAGCCCUAAUGGCUUGACAUCUGAUAACUCCGAUGGACAAGGAGAAAGACCUUUGAAUCUCCGAAUGCCUAAUUUACAGAACAGACAGCCCCAUCAUUUUGUGGUGGAUGGGGAGCUGAGUAGACUUUACUCCAGUGAGGCAAAGUCCCACUCAUCAGAGAGUCUUGGAAUUUUAAAAGACUACCCUCACUCGGCUUUUACCUUAGAAAAGAAAGUCAUCAAAACAGAGCCUGAAGAUUCAAGAUAGCUGUGAUUGUCUUAUUGUCCUCUGGAAGUGGCAUCAGAUUUAAGGAUAAUGCUCCAUCAUAGAAAUAAGCCUUAAUAACCAAUGUUGCCUCAUUCAGCUCAAACCGAUUUCAUAGCCAAAGCCUAAGGACUGGUACAGUAGUCUUUGGAAACCAGAAAGACAGAACAACAGCCACAAAAAGAAAAUCCAGAGAGUGUUGCAAUUUGUAACAGAAUAUUGAUCCAUUCACAUUCCUGUGUAAGUCAUUUAUGUGGAAAGGCUUACAAAUUAAUAUUGUAAGCAUUCAUUAUUUAAGAAUGUACAAGGCAUUUGUGUAAUUUAUAAAAGUGAAAUCUAGAUGUUGAGACUUGUGUGGUUUAUGGAUGUGGAUACAGUUUAUUUUACUUGAAUUUCAUUGUCUAAUUUAAGUGUAUUUAGGGUAAAUAUUAUUAAAUGUCAGAGUUUAGAAUCUUUGGAAGCAUAAAAAAGAAAGCUGAAGUGAUGUAAUUAUUGGCAAGGUUGCAAUGAUUUUGGAAAAAUGGAAAGUAAAUGCUCAUUUUAAGCCAAGGAAAAUUUCAUGGAUUUAAUAUUUGAUAAAAAUGGAUUCUGUGUAACAGGACACUUGUAGCAUUCAUUCAUGUAAUGUCAUUUUUACUAGUUUCACCAGUACCACAUUUACAUAAUUGAUAAAUAAUAGAAGAAAAUUAAAAAUAUGAGCAAAUAGAGUAGGAAAUCUCUCUUAUCUAGUUGACCCAGAUUGCAUUAUAUAAUUGCUACUUAAAAUAACAACAAAAAUAGGAAGCUAUUACUUGGACAGAGAACUUGAAACAAGUGGACUGAUAGUGUAAAGGCCUUGAUUUGAAUAUUGCUAUUUCAGAAUGUGUUAACUAGAUUAAGAUAUAGUAAGUUAACCUGAAAUGUGAUAAGGAAGGUGACUGUUAACAAAGGCUAUUAUUAAUUGAGUAAUAUGGUUUUAUAUCUAGAAAUUCUUCUCCAUGUAUAGGAGUCAGAGAAAGACUAGAAGGCUCUCAACCGGGGAAUGUCUUCCCACCCAAACCCCAUCACAAGUGUGAACAAUCACUGCAUCUGCAUUUGCAGGGAUGUUUCUAUGGGUCUUUAGUUGACACCUAUAUUCAUUAUUUAUUUUACAAUUUCAUUUUUGUUCACCUUUUAGAUUUGUGAAUGUAGUUUUUCUUAAAAUUCAUUUUAACUUGAAAGUGUUGUUUUUAAUUCCCACUAUUUAAUUAAUGGGUUGUGUGCAUAUAUAUAUGGGGUUAUGCUUAAAUGUUAGUAAUGUACUCGCUUACUUAUAAAUGAGGAUUUCACAUUGGAACCCAUAGUGGUCAAAGUACACAUAAGAUUUUGCUAACUCUCAUUUUUCUCCGUUGGUUCAAGAGGGGAAGAUAUUUGACAGCUUUACCUAUUUGCUACAGGUAAAUCUAAACCCAGGUAUUGCUGAGAAGAGCAUGUUGACUUGGAAUAUGUGUUUUUUUGUUUUCACUUCAGCUCUGCAUCAUAGCUAUGUAAAAUAUAUGGUCAUAUGUUAUAUACUAAAUUUAUCAGCCAACUGUUAGAUGAAAUGUCUGCACUGUAGUCUCUGAUCACUGUCACAUAUAUAAUUGCUUUUUUAUUUUGAUUUGUAGAAUAGCUUUACAAUAGAAACACCAGUGAACAACUUUUAUACUAUUAACAGGCUAUUUCUUUCCUACAUGUUUUACUGUACUGUAGUGUUUUGCCCACUGGAGAAGCUUUUUAUGGGCCUUGCAACUUUGUUGCUAGCUUGAGGUUGAUUAUUGUGGUUGUAUUGUUCACUGUGUAGAAAUAGUAUAAGUACGAUUUAAAUAGAAUGUUCAGUUUUUAAUAUUAGCCAUAGCACUGGUUAGUAUCUCAGUAGUUUCAUGAAACGUUUACUGUAUUCUAAUCUAUUUUGAGAAAUUUUGUGGGUUUUUUUUAAUUGUCUUACAGUUCAAGUUUGUAGAUUUUAAUUAGCAACCGUUUUUAAAGAUGCAGUACUCUUCCAACUAAUAUUUAUCAGUCUUUCAUGGCCCACACACUGCAUCUUUAAAUCCAUAAAUAAGUUUCCUUAAGUAUCAUAAUUUUAUGGUCUUUCAAGCUUAGUGAUAAGAGGGAAGCACAAGAAAAAUUUCAGUAGAAUACAGUUUUUAUUUUGUAAACACUAAUGUAUGAAACUUGCUAUACAUUAAAGCAAAUAAUAUAUAUUUUUAUUUGAAGUGUAUAUAUGAAUUGGAUGUUAUAACUAGUUGAUUUUUUCAUUGUGUUAGGGGUAUUUUCACUGAACAAGGUCAAUUGGUUACCUCAGUAUCACAGCCAAUAUAGUCCAAGGGACCAUUUCUCCCCAGGUUUGUGUUACACUUUAUUAUGUGAAGUCUGCAUUUUUGUGACUAUUAAAGCUGUUGGUGAGGUGGGACGAGUGCACUUGCUUCCUGUGGCAAUAAAGAUUUUCUGUGCCUCACA
Molecule: messenger RNA, 4594 nt
Organism: Choloepus didactylus (southern two-toed sloth)
Lineage: Eukaryota; Metazoa; Chordata; Mammalia; Pilosa; Megalonychidae
Gene: NAB1
Product: NGFI-A binding protein 1
Exons: 8
Coding region: 677-2140 (487 amino acids)
Biological process (GO): negative regulation of DNA-templated transcription
Cellular component (GO): nucleus
Molecular function (GO): transcription factor binding; transcription coregulator activity
Source: RefSeq, a predicted model, not a curated record